GUCGUCUCUUACGUCACAGCUGGUUUAAUCGGGACGAGGUGUGUUGCGAAGAGAGAGGAGUCCAGCAGGAGGAUAGAGACUCUUCGUCCUGCAGCAGUUCAACAUGGACGUGAAGCAGCACUGUGUGAAGCUGUCUGUGCAGCCAUCCRGAGGACUCCUGGACGAGAAGUUUGUCAUCCUGGUCCAGAAUGCUCUCCCUGGUUCUAAGAUAACUAUCCACGCCCUUCAUCAGUGUGAAGAUGGACACCACUGGCAGGCGUUCGCCCACUACGUUGCUGACACCACAGGGRCUGUAAACGUUUCUGAGGACUUCAGUCUGGGUGGGACAUAUUCAGGGCUCGAGCCGAUGGGUUUACUGUGGGGCCUGAAACCAGUUCCAGGCAGCAAACCUGGCCUCAGGAUGAGGAAGAAGAACGUUCAGAUCCCCAUGGAGGUUACAGUCUCAGUGUACCACGAUCACCAGACAGAAGGCUUUAUGGAUCAGGUUCCUCUGGCUGCUGUGGUGGUGGAGCGAUGGUACAUGGCACCUGGUGUUCGCAGAAUCCCCAUCACAGAGGAUGGGCUCACCGCAACUCUCUUCUUACCUCCAGGCCCGGGACCUUUUCCUGGUCUCCUGGACCUGUGGGGUGGAGGAGGACAGUUGGUGGAGUACCGAGCAGCUCUGUUGGCUUCUCAUGGAAUCGCCUCCAUGGCCCUUGAUUACCUGACCUGUAAAUUCACCAUGGAAACUGGGAAACAUGUGGGCAACGACUACUUUGAGACGGCCUACAGAGUCCUGUCCCAGCAUCCACAGAUCCUUGGCAGCAGAAUCGCCAUGUUGGGUCUGUCACUGGGCACCAGUAUCACCCUGAGAAUGGCUGUUUAUUCCGAAGUUGUAAAGCUCAGGUGUGCUGUUUGUAUCAGUGGAAGUCAUGUUCAACCACGAAAUGCAUCUUUGGGGGACGUACUCACUUAUUUGAGCAGUAAUGCUGAGAAGACCCGGACCGAGAACAAUGAGGUCAUCUGGCGUGAUCUGCUGCUGCCCAUCCCCUCUGACCCCACAAGCAAAGUGGAG
This is a messenger RNA of Austrofundulus limnaeus, 1054 nucleotides long. Its product is annotated as acyl-coenzyme A thioesterase 4. Gene Ontology annotation, molecular function: fatty acyl-CoA hydrolase activity. Lineage: Eukaryota; Metazoa; Chordata; Actinopteri; Cyprinodontiformes; Rivulidae. Gene Ontology annotation, biological process: fatty acid metabolic process; acyl-CoA metabolic process. The record is from RefSeq and is a predicted model, not a curated record.